Cladocopium goreaui is the source of this 2433-nucleotide messenger RNA. Lineage: Eukaryota; Dinophyceae; Suessiales; Symbiodiniaceae. The record is from the annotation of a GenBank genome assembly.
UCACAUGUUAGACUGUUGAGCUGAGGUCCAGCCAGGCGGACAUUUUUUGCGAUGCCAUGCGCCCAUCUACGGCGGAACGGCGAGGUGGGCGCGGCGUGCCUGACCUGGAGAUGGCGCGCAAGUCAGAAGAGACUUCGCCCGUCCACUCCCCGGGCUCACCGCGAGAUCAUGGCUGGAGAGGACGCAGGCUCAACACCAUAGUGUCCCGGGUGAUGCUCGGCGUGAUGGUGCUUUUCCUGUUGGGCCUGAUUCCAGAACUCCUUCCUCACGGCAAUCUGGCAGCGCGCCGGAAGGAAGUGAUCAAGAAAUACAAGCAUAUCCAGGAAGAUUCCGAGGAUGUGCACGUCGCCGAGGAUGCGCCCCCAAGUGUGCAGGAGGAUGCGGUGCAUGUGGACAACGAUGGAAGGGGAAACUCAAAGGAGGAGAAGGAGCGCAGCUCCACUACUGUGGAUGAGGACCUUGUGCGGGUUGGAGUUGAGACGGAGGGCGCAAAGGAACGCCAGCCGGAAUCUACACGGGCAGAAGACCCGGACCUUGUGCGUGUUGGAGUUGAGACGGAGGACGCAAAGGAACGCCAGCCGGAAUCUACACGGGCAGAAGACCCGGACCUUGUGCGUGUUGGAGUUGAUACGGAGGACGCAAAGGAACGCCAGCCGGAAUCUACACGGGCAGAAGACCCGGACCUUGUGCGUGUUGGAGUUGAUACGGAGGACGCAAAGGAACGUCAACCGGACUCGACAACAGAAGCAGACCAGGAUCUUGUGCGUGUUGGAGUUGAGAUGGAGGGCGCAAAGGAACGCCAGCCAAACAACGAACGCACGGAAGCAGACCAGGAUCUGGUGAACGUGGGAAUUGAGACAGAGCGCUCAAAGGAGAGCGAGCCAGUCUCCACCAGUGUCCAAACAACCCAGGAGAUCGGCAAGACUGAUCCAGAGGCGAUUGGCAAUGGAGUGGGUGAAGUGAGAGAACCUGCUGGGUCACCUGGGUCACCUGGGUCACCGUCACCUGGAUCCGAGGUGGCACAGGAAAAGCCUGUGGCAUCACCAGAACGCCCUGCCCAGCAAACUGCAGCGCUGGACGAUGGCAGCCUGGGUUUCACCGCGGUGCAGGAGCUGCCAACACGACCGCCUUUGCCCGUGGAAUCCAUUCCCACUGAAGCACCUGGUGGACAGGCUGCAGAUCUCCACCCCGAAGAGUCGCAGCCUUCCACUGCGGCGCCAGCUGGAGAGGUCAGGGGAGAAGUCAGGAUGGAAGGAGGGUCACCAGUUGCAGAGACAUCAGAAAGACCUGCAGCAACAUCCGAAAUACCGAAACAGGCAGCAGAAGUCCACACGGAAUCAGGUGAAGCGGCUUCUACCACAGCUCCAUUGAAAGAAACAUCAGCCAAACAGGCUGGUGAUAGUGGCGCUGAAGUCAGGGUCGAAGCAGCGUCACCUGUUGCGGAGACAUCAGAAAGACCUGCUGCAACAGCGGAAAUACCGAAGCAGGCAUCAGAUGUUCACGUGCAAUUGGGUGACGUGGCUUCUACCACAGCUCCAUUGAAAGAAACAUCAGCCAAACAGGCUGGUGAUAGUGGCGCUGAAGUCAGGGUCGAAGCAGCGUCACCUGUUGCGGAGACAUCAGAAAGACCUGCUGCAACAGCGGAAAUACCGAAGCAGGCAUCAGAUGUUCACGUGGAACUGGGUGACGUGGCUUCUACCACAGCUCCAUUGAAAGAAACAUCAGCCAAACAGGCUGGUGAUAGUGGCGCUGAAGUCAGGGUCGAAGCAGCGUCACCUGUUGCGGAGACAUCAGAAAGACCUGCUGCAACAGCGGAAAUACCGAAGCAGGCAUCAGAUGUUCACGUGGAAUUGGGUGACGUGGCUUCUACCACAGCUCCAUUGAAAGAAACAUCAGCCAAACAGGCUGGUGAUAGUGGCGCUGAAGUCAGGGUCGAAGCAGCGUCACCUGUUGCGGAGACAUCAGAAAGACCUGCUGCAACAGCGGAAAUACCGAAGCAGGCAUCAGAUGUUCACGUGGAAUUGGGUGACGUGGCUUCUACCACAGCUCCAUUGAAAGAAACAUCAGCCAAACAGGCUGCUGAUGGUGGAGAAGUGUUGGUUGAAGGUGGGCUGUCCAUGACCGGGCAGGGCUUGCCGCCACAGGCCUCGGACAUCCAAGUGGAUUCCUCGGAGUCUGCCGGCAAGGACACUGGCUUUCUUCAGAGGGUGGAGACAGCUGCCGUGAAAGCAGGAGAAGGCCUGCUGCGCGAAGCGAGUGCUGAGGGAGCCAGUGCGAUUAAGAAGGUCGCACAGGAGGCGGUCGAGGAGGCGGCUGAGCUGGGAAAAGUGCUGAGCACGGCGGCGGAGAAGACGGGAGAGGCAUUGGCGGAGGAGGUGAUUGCCGUGAAGCAAUCGGUGAGUUGAGAGGUGCUAGAUCUGACAGCGAGUCAGC